GUCAAUUUUUUUUUAUUUCUUUUUUGUCUUCUGCCCCUUCCGGUUUGCGUCGUCGGAUGCGCCUGGCUCAGGACCAACAGCCCAAAGUAUUCUCCCUCACGAACAUCAACCGCAAACGAAAAGGAAAGAAAAAAAAAAAACCACCUCCACUUGCUCUCUCCUCCUUCUAUUCGCAACGCUCCGCUCUCUCCCACCCGCCCCGGCGACCAGAUUUGAACAGUCACAAACCCACACACACACACACUGAGCUGCUUUUAUCCCAGUUCAUAACAGUGCACAUUCAUUUUUCUUCCCUCGCCCAUCCCUCUCACUUAUCUCCGCACAUCGCUCUCACGCGUCUCCAUCUCCAGCUCCUCCUGCCCGCCCCUCGCCUCAUCGUCGAAACCUUUUUUCCGGCGUCCUGGUCCUCCUGUCAUCGCACCUUUUCGAGUCAGUUCCAGGCAUUUUCUUUUGAGCCGCCCGCAUCACCGAGGUAUCUACAAUCCCGCCCGCCCGCCUACACUAUCCUCCUCCCACUCCUCCUACGAUCUUUUGUCCUCGGCACUCUCGCCGCCGUCUUCCACUGGCGCAUUUAUCACCCAUCUAACAUUCCAUCAACAGAAGGGUCCUUUAUUGUCGACCGUCCACCCGCGAAAACAUCUCCAAAGCAAAGCGAGUAGCCCCGCAGAAACCUCGAGCUUUCCCUCUCCCGCCUUCAUCACCUCCUUCAAUCCGCCAUCCUACCUUCUUCGGCCCGAUUGCGCCUCAAACCAGAUUUCUCACACGCAAUCAUGGCAACCAACGGUU
Molecule: messenger RNA, 786 nt
Organism: Colletotrichum navitas
Lineage: Eukaryota; Fungi; Ascomycota; Sordariomycetes; Glomerellales; Glomerellaceae
Exons: 2
Coding region: 57-659 (200 amino acids)
Source: RefSeq, a predicted model, not a curated record